Molecule: messenger RNA, 3032 nt
Organism: Haliotis rufescens (red abalone)
Lineage: Eukaryota; Metazoa; Mollusca; Gastropoda; Lepetellida; Haliotidae
Exons: 4
Coding region: 301-852 (183 amino acids)
Source: RefSeq, a predicted model, not a curated record
UUGCCUUACUUGUUUGUCAGUUUCGAUGAUUGCCUGUGGGAUGAAAACACGCAGAUAGGGCUGAUAGUCACAAGGGCCGGACUCCCCGCUCUCUAGAUUGUCCCGAAGGGCAGUUUGGGCCACAGUGACUGCUAGCUACUCAGUCACCCGGUGUUUGAAUGGUCAUCCCACAGGAGAGGCACCACGCACCCGCGAGUUCAACUACUCCUUUGAACAGUGUAAGCAAAUCACCCAGUGAUGCUGUUGUGCUUAUGAUCUGUUCUACGACAUUUGGAUAUUCAUAUGUGAAAUAUUCUCCACAUGGCUACACCAAACAGUACGAUUCGUCUCCUGCUCGGUCUAAUUCUCUUGGCGUUAACUCAAGAGUCGGCGUGUAUACUAUGUCGCACAAAGACCAGAGGGGUCGGGCUCGCCCACCGUGACCACAUUCAGUGUGCUAACAGCUGCUGUGGUCCCGAUGAUGACCAGUACUGCUGUGUUGUCAGUAACGCUGUGAUUCUGGGGUGUGCAGUUGGCGGCGGCACCAUGGUGGUCAUCACUAUCGGCGCCAUCUGUUACUUUUUGAGUCGAGGACGACGUUGUUGCGACUGGGGUAGUCACGUCCAGCGGUCAUCGUCCAUCAGCGAGCCCCACCCCUUCAGCCGGGUGUCGUCCGUGGGCAGUGAGCUGCAGCAGAUUGACCGCAUCAUCCUGGAGUGUUCUGUCCGCCGUCCGUCACAGCUCAGUCUAGCCUCUCUGCCCUCCAGGGUAUAUCACAUCCAUGAUCAACAGAUCUCUAAAACGUCCGCCACGGAUGCCGUUGCACCAGCAUCGGUUCCAGAUGUUCAUAGCGGAAACCCGAUGCAUCGAUAGAACUAGCAAUCAUCGCAAUGUGUCCUGAUAUGUCACGGAUUUGACAAAUGAAGCACCAUCGUUUUGCAGAGAACCACGAUUUAUCGCUGUUUAGUUGAUAUUUGGGACAUGGGUGAUUUUCACUUUCAACAUAGUAUCCUCCUUGUCUGGAGAUGAUGGCUCAAUUGACCGAAAAAUCAGUCAUCUCCCGUUCGACCACGGGUGACCCCGUCGUCUAAGGCGCCGCAUUUCGCUCUACAUCUGUUGUAGUUUGUUUAUCACAAAUAUUUUCAAAUAAUAUCGUCAUUGGAUGAGAAAGGUCCGUUAAGAACGACGCCAGUACGUCAGUCAGAAUGACAGCGCGUCGUAAAACAUGAACUUCAAGUAGGAGAAGAACUUAACGCUCCAAUAUGCAUAUGCUUUGCUCUAAAGGGAUCAGAAGAAGGCCUCUUAGAAUUGAUGACUAUACAAAGAAAAGAUGUUAUUGCGUCGGGUUUAAAAUCAAUUGUAAUAAAUGUAUGGCUACUUGAAUUGCUUCCAGGAAGAAAUCAAAUGAACAGUCAUGUCCCAGUAUUCCAUUGCACUGGUCAAGAGAACCAUUUAAACUUCAAUAAAAUUUAAUGUUCUCCACGAAUCUACAUGAUAUCAUUUCUAUAAAUUUCGAAAAAUAGGUGAGCAAAGCGAGGAAAAUAUUUCUUUUCUUUGCAAAAGAGACAACAACUAACGAGUUAAAAUAACAAUCGUAAAAUCUCAAAUUAUGCCCCAUUUUACCCAUAUUUUUUCAGCCCCGAUAUAUUUGGGAUGGAAAAACGUGACAAGUUUAAACGGAGUAAUUAUCAUAGGAGGGGUGGAUUACAAAUGAUUGGUAAUAAACCCUUCUGUAAAUAUGUAAAAAUAUAAUGGAUAAAAAAUUAUAUACUAAAAUGGUUUAUGGGAGUAUUAAGGGCAUUACACAAUCUGCAAACUUAGCCAUAUCAACAUCGCCAAUUUUCAAAAAGAAUACCUGAAAAAUAUAGAAAAGGAAAUAAGAAACGAUUUUUUGAAAGAUGUGGUUUCAAAUUACAAGAGUCUUCAAUUACCAGAAAUACAAAGUAUUUUGGGGAAUUCUUGUCCCUUGUUAUAUCAAAUUUUAUAUCUCUCAGAGACACUUGCUUAUGUGGUUUAGAAGUGGUGUUAGAUAUAUGAAAGAUAUUUUUACAUAUACUGGGUACUUGAAAACAUUUGCAAAUAUAAAAAUAAACUUUAAAUUGAAAGGAGCAUAUCUUCUAUGUUUUAUACUAAUAUACCAUAGCCCACAGCGUUGGAUAACAUGUGCAAAGGGUGAGUUGGUAGAAAGAAAUAAUGAAGAUAAACAUUGUCAAAUAUUCUUAGAUAUGCGUUUAUCUAACUAUUGUAAAUUCAUAUAUAAAUUAUUAAAGUACAUGUCAAGUCAAGUUGGAGUGGGAGUCGAAGCUGACUUUGACAUUACCUGAAGACUAUCUGUCAAAAUGACUUGAUAUGAUUCAUACAUCCGCCGUGCAUAAUAAGCAAGACACUUUCAGUACAAACCUAUCCAUAGAAUUAUAAUAACUAAAUCGUUUUUGCCAAAUAUUGGAAAAUGUGAAAAUAAAUUUAUCCUCGUUUUGCAAUAAAGAAUCGGAAACCAUAGAACAUCUUUUCUUCCUCUGUAAUGAGACUAGAAACCUAAUUAAAAACAUCAUUUACUGGUAUGAAGAAAGAACUACUAAGACCUUGCAUCUCGAUAAAGUAUCAUUCCUACUUCGAGACCCCAACACGAGUAUUCUCAAAAAGCACCUUUGUAUUAUUUUGAAAACAUAUAUCUCGCUAUUGUUAUGGUGCGCCAUUUGGUAUUCAUAAAAUUAAAUUUUGAUAUUUGAUAAAAAAAUAUUUAAAAAUAUUUUAACGAAUACUAGACCAAAUGGCGCACUAUAGUACCGUUAUGGAAAUAGCCCUACUGACCUCAGCCAAGUAUUAUAUCUGAUAAAGAAUUAUUACAACACAGAAAUAUAUACAUAUACCUCAGAUAGUGUUACGAUAAACGGAAAAUGGUCAUGUCUUAACUUAGAUUACAUAUUGCUUAUCCCGUCUCUUCAUACGCAGGGGCACGGGUGGCCCAGUCGUCUAAGGCGCCGCGAUUCGCUGUGCAGAGUUGCGUCCCUUGGGCACGCCAGAAACCUAUCAUUGUGGGUUCGAAUCCCGGU